This is a messenger RNA of Chaetura pelagica (chimney swift), 1641 nucleotides long. It is a transcript of the gene ARID5A, whose product is annotated as AT rich interactive domain 5A (MRF1-like). Lineage: Eukaryota; Metazoa; Chordata; Aves; Apodiformes; Apodidae. The record is from RefSeq and is a predicted model, not a curated record. Gene Ontology annotation, cellular component: nucleus. Gene Ontology annotation, molecular function: transcription cis-regulatory region binding. Gene Ontology annotation, biological process: regulation of transcription by RNA polymerase II. The transcript is spliced from 6 exons.
AUGUGCCACCAGGUGGAGGAGGCUCCUCAGCAGGACGAUGGGCCCCAGCAGGACCCCGGGGCGGCAGCAGGAGGUGAGAAGGAAGAGGAGGAGGCCUUCCUCAUCAGCCUCUACCAGUUCAUGAAGGACCGGCACACGCCCAUCGAGAGGAUCCCCCACCUGGGCUUCAAGCAGAUUAACCUCUGGAAGAUCUACAAAGCUGUGGAGAAGUUGGGAGCCUACGAGCUGGUGAGCGAUGGGUGCUGGGAUGUCCCCUGGGGACAGGAUGUCCCCUGGGUGCUGAGUUGAUGUCCCUUGGGUGCUGAGAUGAUGUCCCCUGGGUCCCCGCCCGCCCCCCUCUGCCGCCACUACGAGAGGCUGGUCCUCCCAUACGUGCGGCACCUGAAAGGGGAGGAUGACAAGCCCCUGCCCCCCAGCAAGCCCCGCAAGCAGUACAAGGUCUCCAAGGGUGCCCAGAUGGGUGAGAAGACCAAGAGGGCCAAGAAGGAGAAGGGUGGGGAGCAGAUGCCUCAGGACAAGGUGAAGGUGGCCACCAGCGUGGAGGACACCAGGAACACAGAGGACACCAGGGACACAGCCAAGCAGGGCCAGGUGGCCAAGGGAGGCUCCAACCUGGUGGUCCCAAGGCCAAGCUCCUCAGGGGGGUGUCCUGGUCCCUGCCACCCCCAGCCCUCCAAGCGCCUUUUCUCCAGCUUCUACUCCAAAGGCAACCACCCCAUCACCUCCCCCCUGGCCAAGAAGAAGCUGCUGGCCCAGGUGACCAAGGCUGAGUCCCUGCACUGCCACAAACACCCCAGCCCAGAGCCCCCCAGGCUGCCCACCAGCCCCCACCUCCAUGACCAAAGGAGCCUGGAGCCACCAGGAGCUCAGGAUACAGCUCCCAACGUUGGGGGUGAGGUGGGACCCAUUCCCAGUGUAUUUCCUGGUGGGAAAGAAGAGGAGGGGGCUCCAGCACCCACCAUCUUCACCGGCUGCUUCCAGACCUACCCCAACGAGGUGGUGAAACCCACCAGCUCCCACCCCUUCUGGGGGUGCUUCAAGGAUUUUUUGGAGCCCACUUCCACCAUCCCAUCACAAGCAGAGGAGCUGGAACAGCCCCAAGACCUACGGAGAAAAGCGUGGAGCAGGGAGCAGAGAGGAGCAGGGGCCACCCCGGGGGGCUGCUGGGUGCCCCCCAGGACCAGCUUCACCCCCGUGGGCAAGCGUGGCCGGAGGGAGGAGGAAGAGGUGGCUUUUGGCCCCACAUUGGGCACCACCCCCCCCUCUGGCAGGGACAGGGGGUUGGCCAAACCCAAGGCUGUGGUGGCCAAUCCUGGCUACUCAGCACCAGCACCACCAGGCCCAGACGUUUACACGGGGGCCAUGCUCUAUUUCCCAGCCAGUUUUGGCAACCUACCAGAGCACCUCAAAACCCAAGGGGUUCCAGUGGCACCUUCCCUCUCUGCCAACCCCUUGGUCAUUCCUGUUCCUUUGGUAGCUACUUCCCCACAAAGCUCCGAGCUGUGCCGGCCGCUGGCGACCGGUCCCGGGCGUUACCCGGUGUCCUAUGGGAGCACCAUGAGACACAGGAUCUAUCCGGAGAGGUGGCACCACCAACCCCCCUACACCCCCCCAACCUUCCACCACCACACCAAGCUCUAG